UGCUGGCAUCGUCGGGUCGGGCAAGUCCGCCCAUUCGUCAACUCUGCCGUCGUGUGGACAACACUCACUCCUGGACAGGCCUUAAGGAUAAGAGCUGAGCACAAAGGAGGAUUUGGAACGUGACAUGUGAAAAUAAUAUAAGUGUCUUCAAUUCCAAAAUUAAAACAGUGUCCUUCAAGCGGAAAUACACUAACUCUCCAGGGAGGAAGUUAUGAAACAAUUUCAAGAAAUCUGAAACGUUAGUGAUAUUUGAUACACAUGAGCAGUAACAUGAUCUUCCGGAAGCAAAUUAUACUGGUUGCAGUAACUAUUUUCGUCGUUUUCUCGUUUCUGCAGAACACUAACAAUCCUGACAAAGGAAGGCAAGAGAGUGCAGGAGAUGCUAAUCGUCUUACUGCCCAGGAAGAGAAUUUACAGCAGAUGAUGGGAGCGGUAAGAGAACUCCAGCGUCUGGUCGACAUUCUCACGACCCACUUCGAGCAGAAUAUCGGGCUUAAUCCUAAGGCUGUGCUUGAACGACGUAAAAUGGUCGAACUAGAAAACGCGGCCAUUGAUGCUGACAAAAACAACGUGGAGGAGGAAGAAGGAGAAGAGGAUGGGGAGCAGAUGAGUGAAGAAGUCGACAGCAGCAAUCACAGUGACAUAAUUGAUGGCAGGCUCAUGAGCUCCAAAGGAAAGCCAGUAAGGGUGGUCGUGCUGGUUGGCUCGACUGCUCGAAGCGGAACCAGCUUCUUGGGAGAGCUCCUGUCGCAGUUCGACAAUGUUUUGUAUCUCUUCGAACCGGAGCUUCACGUCAGAGCUACGACGAAAGAGAUGGUUACGGAAGAGACCGGCAUCCCACUUCUGAAAGAUAUGAUAUACUGCAACAUAUCCAGUAACUUCUCGAUGUGGCUGAAAACCAGGGCAUCGUCUUUCAACAUCUUUCGUCAUCCGAUUACGAAGACUCGUUGUAGGGAUUGGUCGAUUUGUCUUGAGCCCUCUCGGUUAAGAAAAGCUUGCCGUGGGGAGCACUUAAGAGUUAUGAAGGUCAUUCGCAUCCGGAUGGCUUGGAUGAGACCGCUGUUGGACGACCCCCAAGUCGAUCUGAAGGUAAUCAAUUUGGUAAGGGACCCCAGGGGUUCGUUGUAUUCGAUGGCCAAGCAUCAACUCCAUAAGUUGGAUCCAGGAUUAUACUGUCCUUUGAUUGAGGACGACAUGAUACAAACACCAAGACUAAUGGAGGAAUACCCAGGGAGAGUCCUGGGUAUAACCUACGAACAGCUUUGUUUAGAUCCUAUAGGUAAAGCGACAGAGAUUUGGAGGUUUCUGAUCGGAGACAAUAGUGCAGAGUUAUCCCCAAGAUGGGCGCUUUACAUGGAGAAUCACGUUUCCAGGUCUUCGGCGAAUCGACGAGUAGCUGUUUACGGAACUUUUAGAAAUACUAAUGAACAAUACCAGGCUUGGAGGAAUUCUAUUACCGAGCAUGCGCUGUUGGACAUCGAGGCCAGCUGCGAAUCCGUUCUUAAGAAAUUAGGGUACAACCUGUUUGGUUCACUUGAACGGGCGCGUAAUACUUCUUACUCACUUUUCAUGGACCAUGACAAACCUGUUUGAUUUUUUGUCAUAUUGACUUCGACAGUAUUGUCUUUUUAUUUCAUAAAAGUGUUUUAGUCAUAUUAUUAAUGGUCUUAUUCUUUCGAUAUAUGCAUUUAUUUAUUUAUUUAUUUCCUUAAUCUUUUAUGAUGACUGUUUCACUCAUUUGAUCAGCUCAUCUUAACUUUUAGCGAACUUCAUUAGGGAGUCUUAUGUCAGUGGGACAACCCAUCACCAAAUCUUAACCAAGUCUGUUAAGUAUAGAGCUUCCUAUAUUUUGGAAGAGUAAUAUUGGAAAAACACCGGUUAGUCGAGUGUUAAUGAUUACAUUUUUAGUGCUGGGAUAUGUCUGAAAAUUGGUAUUUCUGCCGACAGAAAAUGGAUUCCAAUGCGAUGCAAGAAGUGUCAUUCUUACUAUUGUAUAAACUCUUCACUAUCUGUAAAGGUAAUAUUUAACAUUUACUGCUGUACCCGGCGUUGCUCGGGAUAAAAAGUGGCUGGCCGUCCGUGAUGACAACAACCCCUACAGGGCGGAUUAUGCAAUCACUUUCAGAAUAAGUACUAAUCUCUUGGGGUCCUGUCAAGUCAAAGAAGUUGUGAAAAAAUCCUAAGAGUUUGCUGUCAACUCUGAAAGUUGUUAAAAAUGAGGGGGGCGGGUUUAAGAAAAAGAGGGGUUAAGGGCCCCUUAGAAACGGCCCUCGAAUUUCGGAUUUUCACUAAAAUCUUCCUGGGGGAGGGGAGGGGAGUCUAUGGUAAAAAUGUGGUAGCUCUAGCUUUCAUAGUCUGGGUACAUAACGAACAGACAAG
Macrobrachium nipponense is the source of this 2379-nucleotide messenger RNA. Its product is annotated as carbohydrate sulfotransferase 3-like. Lineage: Eukaryota; Metazoa; Arthropoda; Malacostraca; Decapoda; Palaemonidae. The transcript is spliced from 7 exons. Bases 259 to 1593 code for a protein of 444 amino acids. Gene Ontology annotation, molecular function: N-acetylglucosamine 6-O-sulfotransferase activity. The record is from RefSeq and is a predicted model, not a curated record. Gene Ontology annotation, biological process: N-acetylglucosamine metabolic process; sulfur compound metabolic process.